GUUUUUAAUGUCGGCUGACGAAAGUGUAAAUUGCUCUGUAUUGGCUUACUAGGCUGCAACAUUCUGAUAAGGUAUUGUACAGCCUCAGUAGUUGACAACAACGCAUCGGGCUCUCAAAAGGUCCCCAGUAACUUAUUAGGGUCUACGUCGCAUUAUGGAUAAAGCUGAAGCCUCCGACUCAAGCAGUGGUUCAGAAACCAGCGGCGCAUCGUCAUCGGUCACGUUCUCGUCGGGCCCGGACUACUUCACCUUCUACGAUGUAUUCUUCUGGCGUGACGCCCCAGACUGGUAUCGGAAGACGUUCUACGCAACUGGCUUUGGGUUAGCGUAUGCGGGCCUCAAGCAGUACCUAAACAGGCAUGAGCUGGAGGUGUUCCUGCCGCCGCGCUCCAAGGUGCUGCCCACCAAGCUGCAGUCGGGGUACCGCAACUCGCAGAUGCUCAAGUACGGCUUCCUGCGCGUGGGCAAGGAGGUGACGGUGAUUGCUGGGGUUUCAGCCACCUUCUACGGCGGGGCGUACUACCUAGGGGAGUACCGCGGGGAACACACGUGGCACAACUUCGCCGCCAGCGGUGCGGCCGCGGGAGCAGGCGCCGCACUGUGGCUGCUGCGGCCGCUACGAGCUCGGCCGGUGGCGUUCGGGGCGCUGCUGGGCGCUGCGCUGGGGGCGUCGUGCGGGCUGGCGCUGACGGCGCUGGGGCAACCCUACUGGGAGGAGGGACACGACUUCGAGGGCUUCUUCCUGGGUAGCAAGGUCAACCUCAAAACCAAGCGGAAGGAGGAGCAGGAGCAGGGGCAAGGGCAGGGGCAGGCAUAGACGGGUGGAAUGCAGGGGGGAUGAGGGAUGCAGGUGAUUGUAAGGUCGGAGGGCUGUUGGAAUGAGGUGCUUAUGCACUGUGCUUGGCCUGGUCUGACGCCUCGCAGCUGCUGGUCGUUGACAGGUUUAUAGAGCCACGCUGGAUGUAAUGUGAUGACUUUAUGGAAACCUAGGAGACAUUACUGUGUGAUUAUGGACGUGGGAGGUGUAGCUUAGCACAGGAUGGCUAGGACCUUUCGCGCAUUGGUCGGAAACAGGCAUCGGGGCAUCCUUAUUUUUG
This is a messenger RNA of Astrephomene gubernaculifera, 1097 nucleotides long. Lineage: Eukaryota; Viridiplantae; Chlorophyta; Chlorophyceae; Chlamydomonadales; Astrephomenaceae. The record is from the annotation of a GenBank genome assembly.